Messenger RNA from Nerophis ophidion (straightnose pipefish), 2754 nucleotides. It is a transcript of the gene bace2, whose product is annotated as beta-secretase 2. Gene Ontology annotation, biological process: membrane protein ectodomain proteolysis; amyloid-beta metabolic process. The record is from RefSeq and is a predicted model, not a curated record. Gene Ontology annotation, cellular component: trans-Golgi network; membrane; endosome. The transcript has 9 exons. Gene Ontology annotation, molecular function: aspartic-type endopeptidase activity. NCBI's taxonomy places the organism in Eukaryota, Metazoa, Chordata, Actinopteri, Syngnathiformes, Syngnathidae. The coding region runs from base 668 to 1753 and encodes 361 amino acids.
UUUUUUUGUUCAUGCUUUUUUUCACGCCACUCUAUGUUGUCUCUUGCCUUUUCUUUCACAAUGACGACGGUGACUAGUUGACGCUGUAGUGGAGAGGAAAAAGUCCGCGGUGAUGGCGUUGAAAUAAUGGCCGAACUAAAAACUUAGGAGCCACGCUGUAAACCCGGAGACUCGCCCUAACUUGGCCAUCCCGUCCCAGCAAUAGAAUAACAAAACGAUGGCUCCCGUGCCUAUGCCCCCCUUUUGGCGUUUGUUUUCAGCUUUCCCCUCCUCGACGUUAACGAGGCUUACCUAUCGAUUCCUCUCAAAAUCUUCCCGGGGGAAGGUACAACAUCUCCACGGCGGUGAGUUUGUCCACCGUCCGGCCUGGUCGCUCUGACGCCCGAUGGCAAUGGUCUCUCCCUGGCCACCGACCCCAGCGGUCAAGUCAACUUUGUGGACAUGGUGGGCAACUUGCAAGGGGACUCCGGAAGAGGAUACUACAUAGAAAUGUUGAUUGGCACCCCCAGGACAACAGCUGAACAUCCUGGUGGACACAGGCAGUAGUAACUUUGCAGUGGCUGCAGCUUCACACCCUUUUAUUACUCACUUCUUCAACACUGCACUCUCUACUUCCUUCACCUCAGCCGGCCAAACAGUGGCUGUCAGGUACACCCAGGGCAACUGGAUGGGUGAACUGGGCGUCGACGCUGUCUCAAUUCCCAAAGGCCCAAAUGGCACCGUCACCAUCAACAUAGCCGCCAUCUUGUCAUCCGAGGGCUUCUUUCUCCCCGGCAUCAACUGGCAGGGCAUUCUCGGACUAGCCUACCCCAUGUUGGCUCGGCCAGAUGCAUCAGUGGAGCCCUUCUUCAACUCUGUGGUGAAGCAACUCGGCAUUCCUGAUGUCUUUUCCCUCCAAAUGUGCGGCACUGGAAUUUUAGCCGGCAGCUCAGCCGGCGCUCCGGGUGGGAGUCUUAUCAUGGGAGGGGCUGAACCCUCUCUGUAUCGGGGGUCAAUCUGGUACACUCCUAUAGUUGAGGAGUGGUACUACCAGGUGGAGGUUCUAAAGCUGGAGGUUGGUGACCAGAAUCUGGACCUGGACUGCAGAGAGUACAACAUGGAUAAAGCCAUAGUUGACAGCGGCACGACACUCCUGCGACUACCCGUCAAUGUCUUCAAUGCGGUGGUGGACGCCAUCACACGCAGCUCUCUGAUCCAGGAUUUCUCCUCUGGCUUCUGGGACGGCACCAAGCUGGCAUGCUGGAUGAGGGGAGAUACCCCCUGGAGGUUUUUCCCCAAACUGUCCAUCUACCUGAGGGAUACCAACGCCAGCCAAUCAUUCCGUAUCACCAUCCUGCCUCAGCUGUACAUCCAGCCAAUCACAGACGUGGACGGCACACUGGACUGCUACCGUUUUGGAGUGUCUUCGUCCGCUAAUGGCCUUGUGAUCGGAGCAACGGUGAUGGAGGGUUUCUAUGUGGUGUUUGAUCGUGCCCAGCGCAGACUGGGCUUUGCCCUCAGCAACUGUGCAGUCAGCGGUGAAGCGCCUCUGUCAGAAAUCGCCGGGCCCUUCUCGGCGGUGGACGUGGCGACCAACUGCUCGAGCGGAUGGCUGAAGGAGCCGCUGCUCUGGGUCAUCUCCUACGCGCUGAUGGCCGUCUGCGCCAUCAUCCUCAUCAUCCUGCUGCUGCUGCUGGUCCUGCCCUGCCGACGGCGAAGCUACUCGGGGGAAAUCACAGACGAGUCCUCGCUGGUGCGCCACCGCAUCAAGUGACUCAGGGGGAUUGUGCGGGCAGGGGGUGAGGGAAGCGCCGCCGCAGAGGCGGGAAAAGGCGCACGGCCGCGCACACGGGUGCACACGGAAGCAACGACCAUAUCACAGAGGAUUGAACCUUCCGGUAAACUCUCAAUAGACACUGCCUGUGAUGGACAAUGAACUAGUCUUGUUUUAACUCUGGAUUAGUCAACAGAAUGUGAAGGGACAGUUUAUCUCACAAGCUGUCUGGUGACAACUUGUGAGAUUCAGAAGUGACGUUCAUGGACAAAACAUUAUUCCAGAUGCUUUUAUUGUCUGCACCUGUCCAUCAGUGACGGGUGGUUCACCCUCUACUACCCCCCAAUACCCUGCUUGCGUGGUGAUGAAAAACAAUCACUGAUACUUUCAAGUCAUGUUUACAUUACACUUGACGAGUUUCUUUGCUAAAGAGAUUGUGCACUUUCAGAAACCACAAAAAAAAGAAAGUAGCCUUACAGUUCCCAAACAAGGGGAUUAAUAUCAUGUUGUAUCAGGACGGUGCCAAAAACAUACCAAAUCAACCCAGGUCUCAACGAACAGCAGUGCCUUCCCAUUAGCACUUCCUGUUUAUAGGACCAAUGAGGGUUUGCACUUAAAUCAAUGGUAAUAAUGCAGAAUGUUCAUGUAUUUUAACUAAUUAUAUCCAGUGUUUAUCUUUGUAUUUAAGUCUUGUUUUGAAUGUGAGUGUGUAUAGUGCUUUAGAUUUUUUUGGCACAUGCUGUAGAAUUGCCAUAAUUCAAACCAAAGCAUUUUUUAACUGCCACAGGCACAAUCAUGUAUGAGCCUCUAAUAUACAUACCGGUAUGUGAACCUAGGUAAGGACUCUAAUGCCAUCUAGUGGAUGAGCUGAAGAUUGCAAACAAAUUAAACAUGCUAAAUGAAGAAAGGUACAGUACACUGCAAUCAUAUAAAAUUCUCCUUUUUAUGAGUGUAUUUUUUUGAGUCCUGUAAAUAAAGAGCAUGUGACCAAAAUACACAAA